CGCGAGACGGCUCACGGCGCAUGCGCAGCCGUUUGGGCGCGUCCUCUGAGGGGUCCGAAGAAGAAGAGGCGGCAGCGGCGGCCGGAAAGUCGCAAAAGGGGGUCAACUGAUCCUGGGACACCGACCGUCACAACUAUGAACCAGUUGCCAACCGUCCGAAUUUUGAUCAUGUGACCAUGGAGGCUGCUGCAAUGGUCGAAGAUCCUCUCCUUAACUGCCGCUCUCCAUGAAAUGCCAGAGAGGAAAGACAACCAAUUAUCCCGCUCCUUGCCUCCGGCUUUGAAAAGAAACCCCUCGGCUGGAAAUAGCUGGUGUGCUGUCGAUCCGCCUCUCAAGCGUUCUAGUCCUCAAAAAGCCCAAACGGCAACUAACAUUCGAGCCCUUCCUCGCACGAGCCCAAUGGACGAUUUUCCAGCAAGGUCUGGAAUUGGACCUCUGUUUUCUACCCUUUUCGCCGUUCCUGAUUUUAUUUUAUUUAUUUAUUUGCGCUCCUCCCUGACACACACACACCCUUUUUUUUUCUAAAGAAAAAAAAAAACACUUCUGGCCAACCCAGUCCAGUUACUUCAUAGGGACUAGUCUCCUUCCAUCUGUCCUCCGCCUGAAUGGACAGGGAGACAUUUGCGUGCGCCACGAAGUUUUUCCGGGACUACAGCGGCCUGACUCGGGGCGCCGCCUGCCAGCCUCACAACCAUGUGGACUACAUCGAAAAGCAGACGUUCACUUACGCGGAUUUUUUCAAGGAUUACUAUCCCAACGAUCCUUGCGUCUUCUCCGCGAAGUUCACGGAGGGCUGGGCCAGCCAGAAAUGGGUCACGCCGGACGGGAAACCCAACUUGGAUUAUCUCCUGCGAACGUUCGGCGAGGCUGUAGUCCCCGUGGCCAACUGCGAUGUCAAGGAAUACAAUUGUAACCCAAAGGAACAGCUUAAGCUCAAGGAGUACAUAAGCUAUUGGAAGGAACACAUUAAAAAAAGCUAUCACUCCUCCCGCGGCUGCCUUUACCUCAAGGAUUGGCAUCUGCAAAGGACAUUUCCGGAUCAGGAGGUCUACACCAUGCCCAUCUAUUUCUCCUCUGAUUGGUUGAAUGAAUAUUGGGAAGCCAUCGCUGUGGACGACUACCGGUUUGUCUACAUGGGACCUAAAGGCUCAUGGACGCCCUUCCACGCCGACGUCUUCCGCUCUUACAGCUGGUCAGCCAACAUCUGCGGCAAAAAGAAAUGGCUGGUUUUCCCGCCAGGCCAAGAAGAGUUUCUGAAAGACCGCCACGGCCACCUGCCAUUCGACAUCACCGCUCCCGACUUGAAGAAUGGCUCCCUGUAUCCCCGCUACGCUCAGAGCAGCCCUCCGGUCGAAAUCAUACAGGAAGCCGGCGAGAUAGUCUUCAUCCCGAGCGGUUGGCAUCAUCAGGUUUACAAUCUGGAAGACACCAUCUCCAUCAACCACAACUGGGUGAACGGGUGCAACGUGGCCAUUAUGUGGAGCUUCCUACAGGACGAACUCGCCGCCGUCCAGCGGGAGAUCAAAGAAUGGAAAGAGAGCAUGGAAGACUGGCACCUGCAAUGCCAGGUGCUGAUGAAGUCCUACACCGGCAUCGACUACAAAGAAUUCUACAACUUCCUGAAGAUCAUUGCGGAAAAUCGCAUUUUCGUGCUGGAACACCACCAUUCCGAAGACGACGCCUCCAAGCGCUCGUCCAGGGCCGCCCUCUCCAGCCUGGGGAUGCUUCACGCGGUGUUCGACCUGAAAAGGACCGCAAAAGUCUUGGCCUCCUUGAAUGCCAACGAAGAAUUCAAGAAGCUGAAACCCGAGGCCCUCUCGCCUCCCCCGCAGGCUCUCCUGCACCGUCUGAAAGCCGCGAUCGACACCGCCCUCCUCUGAAAGCCUCCCUGGCGAGCAUUUUUUGAUUUGCAAACGGCCUUUCCUUUGCAAGAUGGCUGCAUGUGAAUAUUAUCUUCUUCUUCUUCUUUUUCUCACCCCUUUUAAAAGUUGCCAGCACAAAAAUUAUUAUUAUUUUGAGGAGAUCGACGGGCAACGCAGAGGUAGACUUUUAGAUAAUUUAAAAAGUAAAGGAGUCCCUUGUAAGUUUUACAGGUAGUCCUCGGCUUACGACCACAGCCGAGCCCAACAUUUCCACAGACGCUUGUUAAGUGAGUUUUGGCCCAUUUUACGACCUUUCUCGCUGCUGCUGUUCGUAGUUAGUAAUCAGGUCGUUAAGCGAAUCUGGCUUCCCCGUUGAUUUUGCUCAUCCGAAGGUCGCAAAAGGGGAAUUAAGUGACCCUGGGAAGCUGUGACUGUCAUAAAUACGGGUCAGUUGCCAGGCGUCUGAAUUUUGAUCAUGAUGCUGCAACAGCCGUAUAUGUGGAAAAACGGUCAUAAGCCACUUGGACGGUCACUAAAUAAACCAUUGUAAGUCAAGGGACUAUCUGUACUCCGCUAGUUGUAGAUGAAUUUAGGAGGUGAACUAAAGAAUUUAAGGGGGAGAGGGUAGGAAAGCCCCCUUAAGCAAAGACUCUGAAAAGCAAAGAGUCAAAUUCGAGGGGGGGGGGGGGGAGUUAUAAUCCAUUUGCUCCCCGGAAACUCUCUUCCUGCAGAACAGGACUACAGCACCUCUUGAGUUACCGCUACUUAAUUGAUUUUAAAUCUGGCCGAAUCGAGCUUAAUUCUGAAUAAAUCUAUAUAUAUCUAUCUAUAGAAGCUUAUAUUCCCGGCACCUUUGCUUCGUUUGAUUCUUUGGGCCGGCGGAAAAGAGCCUUAAGGUGGGAGCACGCAGAGAAGAAAAGAAAGGGCAAAAAAAAAAAAAAAGUCACAUAUUUGUUGCUUGAAGCCAUUUUUUUUUUUUUUCUCUCCUCGGUUGGCGCGGCGUGAACGCGAGAAAGCAACUAGGAAUUUUCAGCUCAGGCGUCGCAUAUCAACUUUUCAGGGAUCGGACGAAGGUUGUGGCGUGUCUUAGCUGUCUCAAGCUGGACGGAUGGAGAAGAGCGUCCACUUUUUCUUACUAAGCCAUAUUCGCUUUCUCAGCUUCAAGGGCUGCUUCUCGCCUUGCCUUUCUGCUUUUGAGUUCGAGACGUUUUCGAAAUCAGCCAGGGUCGUCGGGGUUUUUUUUUCCUUCUUCAAUUUCUUAAACCGAGAUUUCCUGAAAUCUUCCUCAGCAGCCUCCAGGCCUGGAGCAGAACCACCCCUGGUGAAUUCAAGAGACGAGGAGGACAAAGAACAAGGGACCUUGGAGGUCUUCUAGUCCAACCCCCAGGAACAAAAGCCUUGAUCUGGAGCAACAAAGGACUUUUCUCCGAGACCCGACCUUCUCUCUUCCUCCUUGAUCAGAUGUGAUGGGCGAACAUGGAGACUGCUCAAGCUAAUGAGUGGGGGGAAAGGAAAGAGGACCACUUGGAGAUCGGAGGAGGCGGCCCUUCAAACAAACAGACUAAAUCUCCAUGUGUUAACCCACAACAGUUGCUCGGAGGAAGGGUGUCCCUUCCUUUAAAAAAAAAAAAGGACAGCACAAAAUUUAGUGUACAUUUUAGGAAUGAUCCCAUGGUGUCCUCUGAGCUCGGGUGGUUUUCUUGCAGACAUUUCACGACCCAACUAGGUAACAUCAUCAGGGCUAGAAGGAAUUGCAUGAGAAGAAAGGAGGGGAGGAGGACGACUGGAAUCCUUGGUGCUCUCUCAACUUCGUUGUAUUGUUCUAAGACAUUUCAUGAACAAACUAGGUAACAUCAUCAGUGCUGGGAGGGAGAGGGAUAUGUGGAGAGGAGGAAGAGGGGGAUUGUUUUGAAAUGUCUGCAAGAAAUUCCCCAAGUUCAGAGAACACCCAAAGACCCUACAGUCGUCGUCCUCUUCUCUGCAAACCUUCCUUCCUUCUAGCGCUGAUGAUGUUAUAUAGUUGGGUCAUGAAACGUCUGCGAGAAAACCCACAUUUCAUCCCUGAACAUAGUUAUAAGAUACAAGCUUCGUACACUACGGCUAAGCGUAACUAGUCCAUAUGCCAUAAGGGCUCAAAACUACUCGUAGGAUGUCCCUUUCGGGGUGUCAGUAGGAAGCACCCCAACUCUGUAGAGGCUUCCUUCUCAAUGGGGACCGGCUGGGACCUGGUCUUCCUCUUAGCUGUAGCCCAUUUAAAUGUCCACUUUUCCUAGCGGGGGCCUGUUUUAACCCUGAGCUGAAGUGGACUCAGAUACCCCCCCCCCCCCCCCGGCCCCAAGUGUUUUGCCAGAUCUUGAUAAAAUUGCACAUUGAGAAAAAAAAAAGAGAUAAUAAAUGAAUUAAACGUU
Messenger RNA from Pantherophis guttatus, 4270 nucleotides. Lineage: Eukaryota; Metazoa; Chordata; Lepidosauria; Squamata; Colubridae. The record is from RefSeq and is a predicted model, not a curated record.